Messenger RNA from Exaiptasia diaphana, 1114 nucleotides. Its product is annotated as trafficking protein particle complex subunit 4. Gene Ontology annotation, cellular component: TRAPP complex. Gene Ontology annotation, biological process: endoplasmic reticulum to Golgi vesicle-mediated transport. The record is from RefSeq and is a predicted model, not a curated record. Bases 23 to 688 code for a protein of 221 amino acids. The transcript is spliced from 5 exons. Lineage: Eukaryota; Metazoa; Cnidaria; Anthozoa; Actiniaria; Aiptasiidae.
GGAAUGAUGGGUAAAAAUCAAAAUGGUGAUCUUCAGUGUCUACGUUUUGAACAGAGCAGGAGGAUUGAUUUAUCAUUACGACCAUCAUACGCCUAAAAGUGAAGUAGAAAAAACGUUUAGCUAUCCACUAGAUAUUACUCUACGAGGAGAUGAUAAACUUGAAGUGAUAUUUGGAGAGGGUGGUGGCAUAAAAGUUGGUCAUUGUUUAAUCGCCAUCAAUGGAGAACCAGUAGUUGGACGCAAGCUCCCAGAUGGCAGGGAUGCAUCCGAGAUCCUGUCAAAUCCUGACAAUUUUCCAAUCAAUUUAAAAUUUGGUCGUCUGAAGCUGAAAACAAACGAGAGAAUUAUGCUUGCUAGUAUGUUCCAUCCGUUGUUUGCAAUAGCUGUUAAGCUGUCCCCAGAACUGAGAUCAUCUGGUAUAGAAGUUCUUGAAGCUGAUUGUUUCAAACUUCACUGCUUCCAGUCCCAAACAGGUUUAAAGUUUAUUCUUCUAACUGAUCCUAAGCAAAUGAAUACUGAGGGCUUACUACGAAAAAUCUAUGAAUUGUAUGGGGACUUUGCACUGAAAAACCCAUUCUACUCGCUAGAUAUGCCAAUAAGGUGUGAAUUAUUUGACACCAAUUUACAAAGAAUACUUGAUCAAACUGAACGAUCUGGCCUCUAUUCAAGCAAUCCAUCUUUAAGCUGAUGAGAGUGGCCAGUAAAAUAUGAAUAUACAUGAAAUUAGAUUUUGAUUUAAUCAUUGAUAUCAGAAUAAUUAAUCUCAGCCUUACUCUCAGUGUUAAGGGCUCAUACACAUUUUAAUAUGAUUUUAUCAAGUAAUUGGAGCAGUGAUUAAUAUUAUAAAACCAUGCAUUCAGUAAUUACUGAAAUAAUGCCUUUAAUCAUGGAUAUUUUGAAGAAAUAAGAAAUAACUGUGAAAAUACUAUAAUAACCCUAGUUAUAUUUGUAACAUCAGGCCAGUCCUCUGAAGACCUUUUUAUUUCUGUGACAUUUGGGAUCCCUGUGGAUAUAGCAACCCAAAACCACAAAGGAAACAAAAAAUAGCCUGUACAUUGUAAAUACAAUAGCAUGUUGUGUAAAUAAUAAUAAAAAAAUGCAUCUUUAAUGAAAA